Messenger RNA from Phyllotreta striolata, 4798 nucleotides. Lineage: Eukaryota; Metazoa; Arthropoda; Insecta; Coleoptera; Chrysomelidae. The record is from the annotation of a GenBank genome assembly.
GUCACAAUGACGUCUAGCAUUCGUGUUUUGUAAACUAAUUUUCCGAAAUGAAAAAAUUACAGUGAAAAACAACAUGCAAAACGCACCAAACAGGCCGCAAUCGUAAAUUAAAAAAUUCGACUUACUAUUUAUACGCAUACCAACCGCAUUUAAUGACCGCUUUCGCAGUGGAAAUGGAACGACAAGCCCAAAUGUACCUGAAGCAAAAGAACUGGUCGCAGGCGAUAGAGCUGCUCGACGGUUUACUAGCCGACGAUCGACUGCGAAACGACGUCGAAAAAACCGUCUCCUUUCUAACAGACCGAGCCGAGUGCUACUUGGAAUUGAACAAGCACCAAGCCGUCAUCGCCGAUUCAAAGGACAUCAUCAAACUGUGUCCCGACCAGAGCGAUUACAACGUUUGCCUGGCUAGAAAAAGACUCAUACAUUCCUUGUAUAUGCUCCAACGUUUCGCAGAAGCCGACAUGGCCGCCCGAGAUUGGCUGAUAUUAAUCCAAGAAUCGGACGUAAAUAAAGAAACUAAAGCCGCUUUAGAAAGCCUAUUAGGCGGUUUCAUCAAUUGCACCAACGCCAAACAGAAGAAUUUCAAUUUACUGAAAAUAUUAGACGCCAAUUUCACCAACGGUUUCAACGCUACCGCCAAGACGAAACCGAUGCGACCGACGACGCCCGCCGUCGCCUGCGUCUACUGCGACCUGGCGUUCGCCGACAAGGCCGAGCUGCGCGCCCACUGUCGCACCGACGCCCACCAAACGGCCGUCAUGUCGGACGACGGGCGCGACUGGCGGUGGCGGCCGCCGCCGCGCGGCCUCACCAGCGACGCCUACCUGCUCUGCGACAAUUGGCGCGACGCCCGCUGCUGUCGCUACGGCGUCCAGUGCGUCCGGGCGCACGGCGACGACGAGCUGGCCGAAUGGCGCGAACGGUUCCGCUACCGCGAGAUGAGGAUGAUGCGCGCCAAGGAAAAGGAACUGUUCGGCAAAUCGUAUACUGAAGAUAUCUUGGAGAAAUGGUCGCAAUCUCUUCACCCCGAAUCGCUGAUGCGUUGUCGUAUAGACGACGUGGACGAUCGUUGCGAUCGCCCUCUAUCGGUUACUGUUUCGUCGAAAAAUAGCGUGCACGAAUGGACUUACACGAUGAAAACGAAGCGUCCGCUGAAGGCGGUCGCGUUGCUCCAAGACACGCAUCGAAAUCACUUCUUCAUCGGCGGCAUCUACGUGAAAAAUUGCAAAAUCGAUUUGAAAAACAACCAGGAGUGGAUAUCCCCGUCGUCCACUAACCAGGAAUCGAUGCUCUCCGUUCGAUACAGAAUCAACGUCGUUUUUACCACCGGCAUUUACGGCACGUUCCGGCAAUCGAUAGCGUUCGAUUUCUCAUCGGGCCCGCUGCUGGUGAAGCACAUGUGCGUGGACGUGGCGCCCGACACGGACCUGCAGAUGAUCCACGACAUACGCAAGGAGAUCACCGUUUCGAUGGCCGAGCGUUGGACGUCGCCGGGCGUCGACGUCGUACCGUACCAUUCGACGGUCGAGAACGACGACGCCAACGAGGAGUGGGAGAAGCGGCUGAGAUCGAUGUACCCGUGUCCGAUGGCGGAGACGUUCGCGUUGUCGCGCGACACCGUCUCCGAGCCCGGCUUCACCAAGAACAACUACAGGGAGAGGAUGCACGAGCUGUUGUUUGUCGAAGAGAUGGCUAGAUACGACUUGAUAGCGCGCUACAAUUUAACGGCGAAACUGCAAAUCGCGCACAGCUAUAUUCUAUCGCCGAAUAGCGCUGCGGCCAGUACGGCUAAGUACUCGAAUAACGGGGAAUUAUUCGCCUCUGUGAAUUUAUGCAGGGAGCUAUCGGAGGAUACUUCGGAAGGGCGUCUCAUUUUGAUGCACUGCAACAGCGUGUAUCUAUCUCUUAAGACUUCCAGAGAAGCGAAAGAGACGAAACGCAGAGUAUACGAAGCGAGAAUCGAAGAUAAGGGAAAGGACGCCAUUUAUUUGCGAUUGAGCGCCGCGACGGUCGAGGAAUUGAAAUUAACGCCCGACUCGGACGUGGAGGUCGACAUACAGUUUCAAUUGAACAGAAUACCGUACUGCGAGUGGCAUUACACGUUGGACAAAAUCUCCGAUUUCGGAUUGAUAUUCCCGGAAACUUAUUUGGAACCGAACAUUCCGUGGUCGCCGUCGCGACAAUGGUCCAAAACGUUAGAUUCCCGAUUGAACAUCAAACAAAAGGAGGCGGUGAACGCCAUAACGACUCCCAUAAAUAUACAGUUACCUCCUAUACUCGUAAUAGGACCAUUCGGUACUGGUAAAACGUUCACGUUGGCGCAGGCGAUGAGAGAAUUGAUAAAGGACCGAUCGCAUCGGAUUUUACUGUGCACUCACUCGAACAGCGCCGCUGAUCUCUAUAUUAGAGAUUAUUUGGAUCGAUGGGUAGAGGAAGGCGUCGAGGAGGCUCGACCGUUGAGAAUUUACUACACCAAACGUUGGGUGUCCACCGUGCAUCCGUCUGUUCAAAAGUACUGCCUGAUCAAAACCGACGGCGCGUACCGCCACUUCCUGCCGCCGACGCUGGCCGAUCUGUCGCCGCGACGCGUCGUCGUCGUGACGCUGUCGACGUCGUCGUAUCUGUCGCACGUCGGCGUGCCGCGCGGCUUCUUCACGCACAUCCUCGUCGACGAGGCCGCCCAGGCGAUCGAGUGCGAAACGGCGACGCCGCUCGCCGUCGCCGGCGCCGAGACGCGCGUCGUCCUCGCCGGCGAUCACAUGCAGCUCGGGCCCGACGUCUUUUCGCCGUUCGCCAGAGAACGGGAGCUGCACGUCUCGCUGUUGGAGCGGCUCUACGACCGGUAUCCGGCGAGGUUUCCCUGUAAGAUACUGUUGUGCGAGAAUUACAGAGCGCACGAGAGCAUCGUCCGCUUCACAUCGGAAUCGUUCUACGAUCAGAAGAUGGUGGCCAGCGGCAAGCAACCCCGCCACGCCGACUUCUAUCCGUUGACGUUCUUCACCACCCGAGGCGAGGACGUGCAGGACAAAAAUUCGACGGCCUUCUACAACGAUUCGGAGGUGUACGAGGUGGUGGAGCGCGUCAGCGAAUUGAAGCGAAACUGGCCGAUCGAAUGGGGCUCGUACACCGAUCAAUCGAUCGGCGUCGUGACGCCUUACGCCGAUCAGGUGUUCCGGAUCAGAUCCGAGUUGAGAAAGCGACGCGUCGACAACGUGGGCGUCGAGCGGGUGCUGAACGUGCAAGGUAAACAGUUUAGGUGCGUGGUUUUGUCGACCGUGCGAACGAGGAAGACGUGUCGCGCGGACGCCAGCCAAUCGGAGGUCGAUUACGGUUUCCUGUCGAACGCGAAGCUGCUGAAUACGGCGAUCACGAGGGCGCAGAGUUUGGUCGCCGUGGUGGGCGAUCCCAUAGCGCUGUGCUCGUUGGGCCGGUGCAGCAAAGUGUGGGAGAGAUUCGUGCAGAUUUGCAACGAUAACGGCAGCUUGUUCGGAAUCACCUGGACCCAAUUGAAGUUGCAACUCGAUGGUAUCGAGCUGAAGAAAAUCUACACGUUAAAUCCAUUGGCGCCGGAAUUUAUACCUCGGAGAUACAAAGAAUUGCGCGUAGUACAACCACCUUCCGAACCACCUAUGGUCGAUGUAUCGUCGAAAGAACCGCCACAACCGGUGGUCGCACCGCCGCCACCUCCGCCGCCCACUACUUUAGUCUCUCAACUACCGCCGCCGGUUAUUUCACCCUAUCCCCUGCAAGAUUUGCGCUUCUUUCCCCAGCUACUCUAUCCCCAACAACCCCGUCCGUUUCUGUUCAAUCUCAUCCCGCCGCCGCUGACCAACGGUUACGCGCGACCGCCGCCGAUCGUCGAUCCCGCCGCCAUGGUGGCCAGGCUCCGCCAGCCGCUCAGGACUAACAACAAAUCCGUGGCCGUGCCGUCGACGGCUCGAGCGCAGAACGCCGGCGAUUUGGGCUUGAGCAUCGGCCGGGCGGGCGUGCAACAAGUGUCCAGCAACAAGUUGAUACAAUUCAUGAACAACGUUCACUUCCCGGAGGCGCACGUGCUCAACGAUUGCGUGAAUUUGUUGCCGCAAAGCAUGUCGUUGGCCGAUAUGCUGCUGCAGCCCGCCAGCCUACAGGAAAGAUGGUACGAUUACUUGAAGGCGACGUCUGGCAUAGAAGCCGCCGAGAAGUUCAAAUACCUGUUGCACACUACGAAUCAAAAGGGCAGUAAACCAUCGGACGGGGCGCUGUUCGAUCGAUCGACGCCCAGCGACUCGCCGACGUUCUGUUGGUACGACAGUCCCACCAAUCAAAUAAACUUCGACAAGUCGGUUUACAUGACGGAGAGGACGGCCGGCGGCGGCGUGGUGGUCGCCGCGACGGCGGCCGACGGGCGUAUCGAGAGGCGGCCGGACGAGGCGUUCGCCAAUCUGAGCGUCGUCGAUGACAGCGACGUCGACGAGGUGUUUAGGGCGUUCACGCGCAAGGGCGACGCCAUCUCGGCCAACGGCGACGCCCAGCAGCGCGGCGUUACGGUACCCAAGUUUUACAAGUACUUUCAGUAAGGGCGGGUGCGUCCAGUAGUCUUUUUCGAUGUCCCGCGUAUAUAGUAACAAAUGAAUUGUUUUCGGUUUUUCUACCAACGUCUGUAUGUAUAUUGUAUAUAAAUUGUAUAAAUAUUGUGUUAUUUGUUGUUUAAGUAAGUAGAAUUACGUAUUUCUUGCUUUUCUUUUUUACUAUUUAUAAAAUAUAAAACUUUGUAUACUUGUACUUAAGUUAAAUACAUAACGUACGAUGAUAA